Messenger RNA from Penicillium subrubescens, 414 nucleotides. RefSeq lists its product as uncharacterized. The transcript has a single exon. The record is from RefSeq and is a predicted model, not a curated record. The coding region runs from base 1 to 414 and encodes 137 amino acids. NCBI's taxonomy places the organism in Eukaryota, Fungi, Ascomycota, Eurotiomycetes, Eurotiales, Aspergillaceae.
AUGCGACCCUUCGCCGCCGUCCUUGCUAUCUCACUCCUCGCUGCCCCGGCCGCCGCAGAUUGGGAGCUAUACACUUCCACCUGCUACGGGUUCUCGGGUUCGUACAUGAUCAGUGGCGGCGCGUUUAACGGCGACCCUUGCUCAACAGAUAAGGGUGCCCAUUGGGAUAACAAUUACCGCGAGAGGCGGAUGGACUCGUAUAACCCGUGCAACCGAGAGGGCAAGAAACUGCGCUACGUUCGUGACGGGUCCGACUAUAAUGUGUACUGGGAGGACAGCCCGAACAACAAGAUUGGACGGUGUUAUGAGAAGAUCGAUCCCGACCGAACAGCGGUUUGCCAUGACAUCAGGUUGUCUUGCAGUUAUUCCCUGAUGUAUGAGUGCAAGUCUCCUGUUUGCACUUCUGAAAUGUAG